Didymella exigua CBS 183.55 is the source of this 1092-nucleotide messenger RNA. RefSeq lists its product as uncharacterized. The coding region runs from base 119 to 874 and encodes 251 amino acids. The record is from RefSeq and is a predicted model, not a curated record. NCBI's taxonomy places the organism in Eukaryota, Fungi, Ascomycota, Dothideomycetes, Pleosporales, Didymellaceae. Gene Ontology annotation, molecular function: FMN binding. The transcript is spliced from 3 exons.
GCUGAGCAUCGCUAUUUGGGACAGACAGCCAUAUAUGUAGGCAUCGAAACCUCGACAGUUGAUUGACACAGUUUGUUAGCCAAACCAUCAAACUCAGCUUGAAGCAAGAUCGGUCAUAAUGUUCUAUCGACCCGGCAUAGAUGAGCACGGUCUGCCCCAUGAUCCAUUCAAAGGCUGUGUGGUCCCUCGCCCAAUCGGCUGGAUCUCGACACUCUCUCCAACCGGACAAGCAAACUUAGCACCAUACUCCCAAUUCAACAACCUCACAUUCGACCCACCCUACGUGAUGUUCAGUGCCAACCAGACGCCCACUGCACGACAAAAGGAUACGGUCAGGAAUACUGAAGCCACCGGGAAAUUCUGCUGGAAUCUGGCUACCUACGAUCUGCGCAAGGCUGUCAACAUCACUGCUGAACAGACCGAGUAUGGCGUCGAUGAAUUCGAGAGAGCUGGGUUAGCGAAGGUGGAUAGUACGCUCAAUGAGAUUUACGUCAAAGGCGAGAAGAGGAAGAUUCCCAUGGUGAGGGAUAGUCCUGUGAGAUUUGAGUGCGAACACUAUACGACACUGCGACUACCUGGUGCGCCGCCGGUAGGCUCGGUGGAUGUCGUCAUUGGCAGGGUCGUGGGGAUUCAUAUCGAUGAGAGGGUGUUGACGAACGGCAAGAUCGACACACAGAAGACUGUACCGAUCGCGCGAUGUGGCUACUACGAAUACACCGCUAUCAGAGAGGUAUUCGAGAUGACGGUCCCGGGCUUGUCUGAAGACAUGAUGGCGGGGCUGGAGGGAAACAGUAAGCGGUUUCAAGGGGCGAUAGCGGAGAAUGAGAACAAAGGAAUAACGAGAGGAGAGGAUGCUGAGGUAGAGAAGAAAUAAUGAGGAUCUGUCAAGCUCAAGGCAGGAGUACUGAGUCCAAUGCCAAAGCUACAUCCGGGGGCAAGAAGGGAUUUCUGCUUGCAACUUGAGAUUCAGCCGAAUCUUAACGUCAAUAUCAAUUCCGUCGAGCAGAUUAAAGGCGUCGGUGUUAUGCGCAACAUAAUCCCAAUGUACGAUCAAACCGAUCAAACCGAUCAAUGAGUUGUGUUGAGGGCGUA